Messenger RNA from Peniophora sp. CBMAI 1063, 1140 nucleotides. The record is from the annotation of a GenBank genome assembly. Lineage: Eukaryota; Fungi; Basidiomycota; Agaricomycetes; Russulales; Peniophoraceae.
AUGCGAUACCUCUCCUUCCUGCAACUUCUCGUCCUGACAUUCCGCGCUAUGGCUCAGGACAACCUCUUCCCUGCGACGCCGCUCGCGGACUUGCGCUACCCUACACCCUCAGAUGCGCCGUAUAAAGCCGAUCCGUCAACAAACUUAGCCCGCGGCCCACAAUAUGGCUACAACCAAUGCAAUGCGAGCACGGAGAACCAGCAGAACUUUUGCCUGUGGGGCCCGCCGCUUCCUGGCUCAUCAGUCGGAAACACGGAGGGUGAGAUGGUCGCUUGGUGUACCAAAGCUGGGCACGGCACGCGCGUCAUGCCUGAAGGCACCCUUCUUGCCGUGCAACUCCUCAAGGCGCCAGACUAUGUUCAGAUUUCGGGUCUCAUUGAUCAGACGAAGAUCAACAUUGCAGCCGGCGACUACGGUGGUGAGCUGGACCCGCAUGGUCAAGAUCUCCGUGGUAACCCUAUUGGCGGGCUCAUGUACUCCACACAGUUCUCUGGAGGAAGCGCUCCCCACCAGGUUAUCGAAUGGACCAACUUCAUGGGCGGGUCGCAGUUCUGUAUCAAGAUUUGCGAUCCCGCGGGCAAGAACCCCGGCGGCUUCUGCCAAAACCGCCUCGACCGUAUCGGCUGCGCGUACAACAUGCCGUCGAAGUACACCGUGAACAACGCCGGUCCGGGCGAGUUCGAAUCCUGCGCGAGUGACGACAUGGACAUCCCCGGCGAGUAUGUCGUCAACGGGCAGACGCUCAGUUACAGCCAGCCUCCGGAGAGUGCGGGUCCCAUCACGUCGAUCCCGUACAGCCCGCGGGUACCGGCGAGCAGCAACUGUGUUGCUACUGCUAGCGCGGCUCUAUACACAGAUGCGCCUCGUGCUGUGCAGGCAGCCACGCCUGCGAACUUCGCGCAAGUCAAUCCUGCGCGCCCGGAGGGAGCACAACGUCACGCCACGCACCCGACCCCCAUACCGCAGCGUCAGCGCGAGGGCGGUCCGAGGCCGACAGUUAACGCGCUCGCCCAGCCCGCGGAGCGCCCGGUCGCAUCCAAGCCUCCGUAUCCAACGCGCGCGCGUCAUCCAGUCGCAGGACCUGCUCGCGCCGCGAUGACUGCACCCGUUCGCGCGGCGAGGCAGGAGCGCGGUUUUUGA